GCUGGGGUGAGGGCGGAAGUGGCGUCAAUGGCCGGGCUGGAGGGGGAGGGCAGGGGAGGAAAGGAAGGGUUGGUGUUCUUGGCGUGCGGGGCGCUGGAGGAACGGGAGGAUGGUCCUGAUCAAAGAGUUCCGGGUGGUGUUGCCUUGCUCCGUAGAGGAGUACCAAGUGGGGCAGCUGUUCUCUGUGGCCGAAGCCAGCAAGAACAACACUGGCGGCGGUGAAGGCAUUGAGGUGCUCACAAAUGAACCCUACGAGCGAGAAGGGGAACGGGGGCAGUACACCCACAAGAUCUACCAUCUCCAGAGUAAAGUUCCUGGGUUCAUUAAGAUGUUUGCCCCUGAGGGGUCCCUAGUUGUUCAUGAAAGAGCCUGGAAUGCCUAUCCUUAUUGUCGAACAGUUAUUACGAAUGAAUACAUGAAGGAAGAUUUCUUCGUUAAAAUUGAAACAUGGCACAAACCAGAUUUAGGUGACCAAGACAAUGUCCAUGGGCUUGAUGCUGAGACCUGGAAAGAUGUUGAGGUUGUUCAUAUAGACAUCGGCGACCGGACACAAGUGUCAGAUGAUGAUUACAAGCCAGAUGAAGACCCAGCUCUCUUCAAAUCACAGAAGACAGGCAGAGGUCCCCUUGGUCCUGACUGGAAGCGGGAAUUAGCUAAUAAUGAAGAUUGUCCCCACAUGUGUGCCUACAAACUUGUGACAGUGAAGUUCCGCUGGUGGGGCCUUCAAGGUCGAGUGGAAAAAUUUAUCCAGAAGCAAGAAAGACGCCUCUUUACCAACUUCCACAGGCAGCUGUUUUGUUGGUUGGAUAAAUGGGUGGAUUUAAGCAUGGCUGACAUCCGGCGGAUGGAGGAGGAGACACAGAGGGAGCUGGAUGAGAUACGCCAGAAGGGCACCGUGAGAGGAAUGACUGCUGGGGACGAGUGAGCACUUCCUUCUGCCUGGGCCAAGAAGUGACAAGGUGCAGUGCCCUUUCUUCCCUGAAACUUGGACCUAUCUUUGUGGGACUGCUCUAUUUCUCUCUCACACACUCACUCGCUUUCUUCCUCUGCCAACUUGGGAUGGGAAGAGGAGUUCCUUUCCGUCCUACUGGUCCAAAUAGAUUCCAGACUUACCCCAGCUUCUAUCAACAUGGGGACCCCCUCCCCGAAACUGCCGUUUACUUCUUACUGAUAAUGGAUUAAUAGGUGUCCCCCACCGCAUGUCAAGUGGUCAUAAAAAGGGGGAAUGCGAGGGACUUUUCAGGGGUGUUGGGGGGAUGUCUCUCCUUUACAUCCUGCAGAGGCAGGGAUGCAUGGGCUAUUAAUAACAUUAAUAUUAAUAUUCGUUGGAAUCAUAUUUUGGUUGGGUUGGGAGGGGAAGUAAGGUCAGGAAUGUUUAAACAUAGGGUGGGGAAAAGGAAACGUUUCACUUAGGAAUAUAGUUUGGCCUCCACUGCGGGGAAUUGGAACUAGUCUUUUUACAGAACAUGUGAAAACAUUCCUCCAUUACUUCAGAUUUCAUCUUCCAGGAUCAUGGAAAUCCAUGCCUUUUCCCUUCGGCUUCUCCCUGUGUCGUAUGGCGGAGUUAAAAUAUGCCACUAAACUGGCUCCAUUAUAGGCAGUAAAGUAUCCCUCGUUUUUCUUCCCUGUGGGGCUAAAAUGUCUUGAGCUUGGUUUCUGAUCCCUCUUAAGCUUUUAAACAGCACUGUAUAAAUAGUUGAAAAGUGUGCUGCUUGGGAAAAAAAUUAAAUUCCAUACAUUCUCCCCCUCCAUUGCCCCCAUAUCUCAGUUUGGGGAGCGGGGCAGAUAUUUUCCCCCCAUUUGGGAGGGGCACUCGCACGCAUUUCACCCAGUGACCCUUUGGGACUGAAAUAAGGAGAUGUGUGGAAAUAAUGAGGCCCGCGGCUGCAGUUCUAAGGAUCUGGACAGUAUUUUUUUUAAUAAAAGAAAAACACUGAAAACUUUUUUUUUAAAGUAAAACAAUAAAGAAACUUGAAGUUGG
Anolis carolinensis (green anole) is the source of this 1981-nucleotide messenger RNA. Its product is annotated as phosphatidylinositol transfer protein beta isoform. Lineage: Eukaryota; Metazoa; Chordata; Lepidosauria; Squamata; Anolidae. The record is from RefSeq and is a predicted model, not a curated record. Gene Ontology annotation, cellular component: cytoplasm. Gene Ontology annotation, molecular function: phosphatidylcholine intramembrane carrier activity; phosphatidylinositol binding; phosphatidylinositol transfer activity. Bases 110 to 925 code for a protein of 271 amino acids. Gene Ontology annotation, biological process: phospholipid transport. The transcript is spliced from 12 exons.